AUGACGCAGCUGCACUCCGUCGCCAGUCUCGACUACGGCGAUGGCCGCACCUGUGUGUGCCGUAUUUGCGAGUGCGGCAAGCACCAGUGCCCCGGCCUGCGCGUCCCGUUCGUUGGGGAGACUACCUACCGCGAUGAGUACGUUGGCAAGAACAUUGUGCGAGAGCGGCCUCGCAAGGCGCGGCAGACGGUGUUUCCCUCCAAGGCAGAGCCCGGCCACUUCAAAACGACGAAGCAGGAAGCAGCGGACUUGCUGAAGGGUAAGGACUUGCGCCCGGCGGAGUCUUACAAGCCCCGUGAGGCCGCAGCGGCACCACUGCCGUUUGAAGGCACUACAACCAACCGCGCCGACUUUCCAGGCUGGAUGCCUGACUACAACCGUACUAAACGCAAGGAAACCCCGCUCCCGAAACUGCCGGGCACGUACGUGACGACGAAGGGGGCGAUGGAGGAACCAGUGCGUGACCUGGCCGAGCAGGGUAGGCUGCCGAAGCCGCCAAAGAGCUUCAAGGCGGACGACACCCUGCAGAAUAGCCUCCCUUUCGACGGCAUUACCAACUACACGGCGGAGUACCCGCCGAAGGAAGUGCCGAUGACGCGCAGCGCCGCCCGCGACGUUCAGUCCAUCGCCCUGCCUGAGAACCGUGACUUUCAGACAACAGUCUCCGCUGCGUAUCAGGUGCCGCCGAUGCACAUGCGCCACGACUGUCCAGCCGCCUUCGUGCCGGUGCGCCCUGCCUCGCGCGAUGGUCACAUCAAGCUCUCCGUCUACAAUAUCCCCUCCGGCGAUACCAUGUACUAG
This is a messenger RNA of Leishmania mexicana MHOM/GT/2001/U1103, 801 nucleotides long. RefSeq lists its product as hypothetical. Bases 1 to 801 code for a protein of 266 amino acids. The transcript has a single exon. NCBI's taxonomy places the organism in Eukaryota, Euglenozoa, Kinetoplastea, Trypanosomatida, Trypanosomatidae. The record is from RefSeq and is a predicted model, not a curated record.